Messenger RNA from Penicillium verhagenii, 798 nucleotides. RefSeq lists its product as uncharacterized. Gene Ontology annotation, cellular component: mitochondrion. The coding region runs from base 1 to 798 and encodes 265 amino acids. Lineage: Eukaryota; Fungi; Ascomycota; Eurotiomycetes; Eurotiales; Aspergillaceae. The transcript has a single exon. The record is from RefSeq and is a predicted model, not a curated record.
AUGGAGUGCCUCGCGGCGGGUCGACAUUCGUUCCUAAGGACGAGAAUAUCUUCUCGCCCUUUCUCAUAUAGAGCCGUCCCUCAUCUGACUUCGAAUCAAAAAAAUGCCUCCCUUCCCACCCUUCGGCGCAUGGCCCACAACCGACCGGACGCUCAUACCCAUGGUUCCUCGGAAGAAACCACCGAUCAUUCCCAAGCAUAUCCUUUAUCGGGGUACUACUCCUUGAUAUUGAAAUCACAAUCUCUUUACUCUGGUCAGGGAACCACCGCGCGACAAACCACCCCUCCUCCCGAGGACCAACCAGCGCCUAAGUCCAUCAGCGAAGCAAAGACCCCCCAAGAGAAGAUGUCUAUCGUAUUCGGUACACGUCUGGCUGGCCCUGGUCGUGAAUCUCGAUACAAUCCAGGCGAGAUGCCUCCGGAAUCUCAAUGGCAAACGAUCAACGGAGUGCCCAUUCCACCCCGCCCCGAAGAGCCCGAGAACUGCUGCAUGAGCGGCUGUGUACACUGCGUCUGGGAUGAUUUCCGAGAUGAGAUGGAAGAUUGGGCUGCUAGAGCUGCCAAGGCCAAGGCCAAGGGUAGUAUUGAGAAGGGAACUGAGGAUAUGCGCACCGCUCCUCGAGCAGAGGUUGACUCGGCCAGCCACAGCAUGGAUGAAGAUGGAGGUGGCAGUGAGGCCAAUUGGCCCGCGCCAAGUCAAGACGAGGACUUAUUUGCCAACAUUCCUGUUGGUAUCCGAGAGUUCAUGAAGACGGAAAAGAGGCUUCGAGUGAAGCACCAGAAAGAAGCAACGGCUUAG